AUGGCUGCCUUUCUCUUUGACACUGCGGGCUGUUCUCUUUCGUCAUCUGCGUCACUGUCCGAGGACGAUGACGAAGAAGACGAGGAUGAAGACGAGGAAGAGGAGGACGACGAGACUGAUCGCCGGCCGCCUUUGGUCUUGACAGCCUUUCCUGCUUUCUUCGUGGCUUUACUCGCACCUUUGCUGGAAUCUGUGCUCGAACUUGACGAUGAACUUGACGAACUCGUCGAGGAGCUGCUUGAUGAGCUGCUUGCAGACUUCGAAGACUCUGUGCUCUUCACGCUAGCGUUGUCGUCGCUAUCGGACCCGGACGAUGAAGAACUGCUCUCCGACGACUCGGAAUCCGGCAGAGGCACGUUGGCGGCCAGCAGUAGAGACUCUUAG
Messenger RNA from Cyphellophora attinorum, 384 nucleotides. RefSeq lists its product as uncharacterized. The transcript has a single exon. The record is from RefSeq and is a predicted model, not a curated record. The coding region runs from base 1 to 384 and encodes 127 amino acids. NCBI's taxonomy places the organism in Eukaryota, Fungi, Ascomycota, Eurotiomycetes, Chaetothyriales, Cyphellophoraceae.